AUGUUGACAGUGAGAGAUUCUUUUGUUUCUGACUCAAAAUUAUGUGGUGAUGUUAAUAAUAAUGAAAUUAAUGAGGAGGCUGAUACAGGUAUUUAUAACUAUGAUAUUACAAAGUCAACAUUGAGUGUAGAUUCUAAUUUCGUAGAAAAUGAUGAUUCUUGCUUAACUACAACAAUAACUACAAAUGAACUGGGGGAUUCCAACAGUAUUUUAUCAGUCUCUGGUACUAAUUCUACUGGUAUAUUGCCCCAAUAUGGUUCUACAAGUAAUGAUGAUAAAGCUGAGGAACAAUCAGCCUUUGAUAUACAGCCAUUAGAUGUAAGUAAUAAUGUAGUAAAUAAUACAAAUUUCUGUAAGGAUUCCAAUAAUAUGGGACCAAUAGUCUCUACUAAACAAUGUAGACGAUUGUCAACUGCUAAUUAUGAUAUUGGUCCACGUCAGCUAAAAUAUAAUCAAAUUGGUGUCUAUUGGAAAGAUAAAGAAAGCAGAGUUUAUGCAAGAUUUACUUGGGCAACAAGGAAGUAUUCUAAAAGUUUUUAUGUGGGACCUAAUAAACCAUACGCAACUGUAAGAGAAGCUGAGAAGGCAGCUAUAAGAUUUUUAUUGAUUAAUAGCCCAUUGCAUCGUCGAAGUCACUUAAAACAUUUCAGAUUUACAGAAAGUGAUGAUGAAUCAAACGAACCUUAUGUUGGUACUCAGGCAUUGAAAGAAGCAAGAAAAACUAAGGGUAUAAUGCUGCACUUCCCUGCUCCAGAAAGUGAUGAUGAAGUAUGGUCACAUUAUAAUACAUCUAAUAUUAAUCCAGCUACAUUAUAUGGUGAAAUUAUUAAGAAGAUGGAUAAUACAAGUGACAAUAAUACAGGUUUAACAAGUCCAAUAACAUCAGCUCGUGAUUACGUUACUUCUAAAAACAAACAAAUAGCACAAAGUCUGUCAGAGCAAAGUACUAGUAAUAUAACUACUUCAAAUGAUAAUUUAUCAUCAGAUGAAAUCUUUUUAUCAUUGAUGGCUAGUCAAAAUGAUGUUGAAAGGAUGGUUGAAAGACAAUCAACAGGUGUUUUUAUGAAUCCAACGACAACAGCUACCUCUAUCUCUUCGAAAAGAUUCAAACCCUCAAAAUCUGAUACAGUGGAGUCAUCAGAUACUAGCUAUGUAUCAACUCCACAGUAUAGUCCAAUAUUUGUUGAUUCAUCACUCGGAGGGGGUACAUUAAGCAACAUAGAUUAUAAUACACUUGCUGCUUUACAACAUUUACAAAUGACUAAUUAUUACUUGCAGCAACAAAUGGCUUUUGCAGCUGCCGCAGCUAAUUUUGGAAUGAGUUCAGGAGCUCCAAAUAAUACCAAUUCAUUUAUUCCAACACAUUUGGGAAUUGCACAAUCAACAUUACCUGAAUCUAAGACUGAAUUAGGUCCUGAAAUUCAAAAUAUUGAUACAAACGGUAUGUCAUCUUUAAAUCUUUCAUCAAAGGUUCCAGCUAUGGCAUCCUUAAUAGAACAACAUGUUAAGAUUCCAGGGCAAGAUAUGAAGAUCAUGCCUUCAUCAAAUAUUAGUAUAUGUAGUACAUCUCCGACAAUAAAUUAUCAGCAAGACUAUGCUGCAGCAGCUGCAAUGGUAGCAGCUGCUACAUAUCCAGGUUGGUAUCCAAGUCCUUAUGCCUAUGGAAUACCAUUCAUCGGAACAUAUUCACAGUUUAUCCCGACAAUAGUACCAAAUGCAGCGACUUGCAAUAUUGGAUGCAAUCAACAAAAUAAAAAUAUCAUGAAUAAUCAAGUCUCAAUACCACCAGCAUCUCAUUCAAAUAUUGAAUCUUCAGUAAACAUAUUUGAUAAUAUCAAGGAGAAUUUAGAGGAAGAUAACAAGAAAGUAAUGACUCCCAAUGAUUGA
Molecule: messenger RNA, 1887 nt
Organism: Cryptosporidium muris RN66
Lineage: Eukaryota; Apicomplexa; Conoidasida; Eucoccidiorida; Cryptosporidiidae
Exons: 1
Coding region: 1-1887 (628 amino acids)
Source: RefSeq, a predicted model, not a curated record